Stereum hirsutum FP-91666 SS1 is the source of this 552-nucleotide messenger RNA. RefSeq lists its product as uncharacterized. The transcript has 2 exons. Bases 18 to 476 code for a protein of 152 amino acids. Lineage: Eukaryota; Fungi; Basidiomycota; Agaricomycetes; Russulales; Stereaceae. Gene Ontology annotation, cellular component: large ribosomal subunit; mitochondrion. Gene Ontology annotation, molecular function: structural constituent of ribosome. Gene Ontology annotation, biological process: translation. The record is from RefSeq and is a predicted model, not a curated record.
CGACGAGCAAGACAAGAAUGACGACCCGGCUUGCCCUGCAACGGGCCUCACAGACUCUCAAGCCUCAAUCGCUCGCCUCGUCCUCCAAGCAUGUCUUCCGCCGCGAAAUAACCACCAUCCCCGGGCCCGCAUCCUCCCCCGCACCAACACGUCCCCACCCACCCUCCACCAUAAACGCCAUCCCAAACAGCCCACAUACCCAUUUCCGUAUCACCCUUAAACGCUCUGCCAUCGCCCUUCCCGCACAUAUCAAGGCUACCCUCGUAUCCAUGGGCAUUCAUCGCCGCAUGCAGACCGUGUUCCACCCACAUUCGCCGGAGAUGGCGGGCAAGAUAUUGACGUGUAAGGAGUUGUUGGAGGUGCAGAAUGUUGGGCCGGAGCAGGUGAGGAAUAAGACGGAGCAGAGGUGGGAUAGGAAGGCGCCGAGGGGUUUCAAGGUCGUGGGCAGUAAGGUCGGUGGAGGCUUGUUCUCGUAGAUGUGACGGGAGGUGGAGAUCUACACUAUACUACUUCUUUUCUCGUGCAUGCAAUCAAGUAAACUUUUGCUUGUCC